AUGGUGAGGAACGUGGAUGACUUUGACUUCUGCCUGCCCUCGCACGCUGAGGGGGUGCUGGAGGGGCUGCAGCAGCUGCGCAGCAACCCCAACAGUGGAGACGUGACGCUGUUUUCCUCCCCCGGCCACCCGGGCUUCCUGGCCCUCUGCAGCCACUACUUCCACGCCAUGUUCUCCGGCGACUUCGCCGAGAGCAUCGCGGCACAGGUGGAGCUGAAGGAAGUGGACCCCGGCGCCCUGGAGAUGCUGCUCGACUUCGCCUACACGGGGAAGGUCACCAUCAACCAGAGCAACGUGGAGGGGCUCAUUAGGACCUCCAGCCAGCUCCACUUCCCCACCAUCCAGAAGGUCUGCAGCCGCUACCUUCGGCAGCAGAUGGAUGCCACCAACUGCCUAGGUAUCUGUGAGUUCGGCGAGAGCCAUGGCUGCCCUGAGGUCUCCUCCAAGGCCUGGUCUUUCUUGCAGGAGAACUUUGAAGCAGUCUCUCUGCAGGAGGAGUUCCUCCAGCUCUCUAAGGAGAGGUUGGCCACCUACCUCUCCAAUGACCAGCUGCAGGUGCAGGAGGAGAAGAGCCUGGCCGAGGCCGUGCUGCGCUGGGUACGCCACGACCCAGGGCCACGAGCCAAGUUCCUGCCGGAGCUGCUGGAGCUUGCCCACCUCGUCUCACUGCCCGACCAGUACCUGCAGGACCUGCUUGCCACUGAGCCCUUGAUCCGCGACUCGGAUGCCAGCAAGGCGCUCAUUGCCCAGUCCUGUGCCACAGUGGGUGACCCCCGUUAAUCCCACCCCCAAAGGAGCGCCCCAAUCUCGCCACAGAAGCUAGAGGAGGUGCUGGUUGUAGUCGGUGGCCGUGUGCUGGAGGAGGGCGAGGAUGAGGACACAGGGCUAGAGAUGCUGGCUACCCACAGGAACUUUGCCUUCUACAACCCCAAAAGCAGGCAAUGGAUGGCGCUGCCUGAUUUCCCUGAUUAUAACAAAUGGGGCUUUUCCCUGGUGGCUCUGAACAACGAUGUGUAUGUCACAGGCGGCUCUCGGGGGUCCAAGAAUGACACCUGGUCAACGACCCAGGCCUGGUGCUUCUGCCUCAAGGACGGCGUCUGGAAGCCCAUUGCUUCCAUGCUCAGAGCCCGGACUAAUCACACCAGUGCCAUCCUCAAUGGCGAGAUCUAUGUCAUUGGGGGGACGACAGUGGAGGCGGUAGAGGUGGAGCGCUAUGAUCCCUACAACAAGAGCUGGUGUGCCAUCAGCCCAGCCCUCAAGUACGUGAGCAAUUUUGCAGCCUCCAGCUGCUUGGGCAAGCUCUACCUGGUGGGCUCCUGCGCCGUCAAAUACAACGCGCUCACCCUGCAGUGCUACAAUCCUGUCCAAGAUCUGUGGAGUGUGAUCACAUCUCCCUUCAUCCCCAAGUACCUCUCAGCCCCACGGUGUGCCACCCUGCAUGGGCUCAUCUACCUCAUUGGGGACAACACCAAGAAGGUUCACGUGUACAACCCAGAGGCCAACAUCUGGCAGAAGGUACAGCUUCUGCACACACUCCAUGAGAACGGCGGGAUGGUACCGCUGGGCGACCGGCUCUUCGUCACCGGUGGCCAUUGGCAGGGCAUGGAUGGGGACUACCAGGUGGAGAUGGAGGUGUAUGACUGCACCAAGGACCUCUGGACACGGGAGGGCUCCCUGCCCUGCCCCUGGCUCUUCCAUAGCUCCUCCUCCAUCUUCAUGGACACCUCCAAGUGGACAGAGGCUUUCCAGGGUGCCCGUCGGUGGUAG
This is a messenger RNA of Merops nubicus (carmine bee-eater), 1767 nucleotides long. Its product is annotated as kelch-like protein 30. Gene Ontology annotation, molecular function: protein binding. NCBI's taxonomy places the organism in Eukaryota, Metazoa, Chordata, Aves, Coraciiformes, Meropidae. The record is from RefSeq and is a predicted model, not a curated record.